Fulmarus glacialis (Northern fulmar) is the source of this 3468-nucleotide messenger RNA. RefSeq names its product endothelial PAS domain protein 1 (gene EPAS1). The coding region runs from base 1 to 2586 and encodes 861 amino acids. Lineage: Eukaryota; Metazoa; Chordata; Aves; Procellariiformes; Procellariidae. Gene Ontology annotation, molecular function: RNA polymerase II transcription regulatory region sequence-specific DNA binding; DNA-binding transcription factor activity, RNA polymerase II-specific; protein dimerization activity. The transcript is spliced from 18 exons. The record is from RefSeq and is a predicted model, not a curated record. Gene Ontology annotation, biological process: cellular response to hypoxia; regulation of transcription by RNA polymerase II.
AUGGGAGUGCCUCAGAGUCGGAGCAGUUCAGAACGGAGGAAGGAGAAAUCAAGAGAUGCAGCAAGAUGCAGGAGAAGCAAAGAAACCGAAGUUUUCUAUGAACUGGCACAUGAGCUGCCCCUGCCCCACAACAUCAGUUCCCACCUGGACAAGGCAUCCAUAAUGCGCCUGGCAAUCAGUUUCCUACGCACUCACAAGCUUCUGUCUUCAGGUAAGAUCUGGAAUGAGAGUGGAGCCGGUGGAGAGCAGAUGGACAACUUGUACCUGAAAGCUUUGGAGGGAUUUAUUGCCGUGGUGACACAGGAUGGAGACAUGAUCUUUUUGUCAGAGAAUGUCAACAAAUACAUGGGUCUUACCCAGGUGGAAUUAACUGGACACAGCAUUUUUGACUUCACUCACCCAUGUGACCAUGAAGAAAUUCGAGAGAAUCUGAGUCUGAAAAAUGGCUUUGGAAAGAAAAGCAAAGAGAUGUCAACUGAGCGUGACUUCUUCAUGAGGAUGAAAUGCACCGUUACCAACAGAGGCAGAACUGUUAACCUCAAGUCUGCCACAUGGAAGGUUUUGCACUGCACUGGACAAGUUAAAGUGUAUAACACUUGCCCUCCUCACACUCUCUGUGGGUAUAAAGAGCCUCUUCUCACCUGCCUUAUAAUAAUGUGUGAGCCUAUUCAGCAUCCUUCAAACAUCGAUAUCCCUCUGGACAGCAAGACCUUCCUGAGUCGCCAUAGCAUGGACAUGAAAUUUACCUACUGCGAUGACAGAAUAACAGAGUUGAUUGGAUACCAUCCAGAGGAGCUGCUGGGCCGUUCGGCGUAUGAGUUCUACCACGCCUUGGACUCGGAAAGCAUGACCAAGAGUCACCAGAACUUGUGUACAAAAGGUCAAGUAGUGACGGGCCAGUACCGUAUGCUUGCCAAGCAUGGUGGAUACGUAUGGCUGGAGACUCAAGGAACAGUGAUUUACAAUACGCGCAACCUACAGCCUCAGUGUAUCGUCUGUGUCAACUACGUGCUGAGUGAAAUUGAGAAGAAUGAUGUUGUUUUCUCCAUGGACCAAACGGAAUCGCUCUUCAAGCCUCACCUGCUGACGAUGAGCACCGCCUAUGAGAGCGGCAUCCCCGGCACGGAGAAGAGCGACUUCUUGUUUACUAAGUUAAAGGAGGAACCAGAGGAACUUGCUCAGCUGGCACCAACACCUGGCGAUGCCAUUAUUUCCCUGGAUUUUGGGACACAGAAGUUUGAGGAAGCCCCUGCCUUCACCAGUGCUGUUUUGACACCAAAGCAAGCAUGGCCAGUGGAAGUGAAAAGCCACGCUGCUCAAGGUGAAACACUGACAAUACCAUCCUUUACAAUGCCUCAGAUUGCACCUGGCAGCAGUACUCCAAGUGCAAGCAGCAACAGUAGCUGUUCCACGCCAAGCAGCCCAGGAGAUUAUUACAGUUCUGUGGAUGAAGAUCUUAAGAUUGAGGUGAUUGAAAAACUCUUUGCCAUGGACACAGAAUCAAAAAGUCAGUGCAACUCCCAGACUGACUUCAAUGAACUGGACCUUGAAACCUUGGCUCCUUACAUUCCUAUGGAUGGAGAAGAUUUCCAGCUCAGCCCAAUCUGCCAAGAAGAACGUCCUCUCUCUGAAAGUGCACAAAAUACCCAGCAGAGUCUAAGUAGCAUGAGUACCAUCUUCCAACCCCUUGCUUCUGCUUCACAGAAUCAGUUCCUCCCAGAGAAAUAUUGCCCACAGCUAUCAAAUAAAAACAAUAACCCUGGUCAUGGGUCCCUGUCAUCGGUAUUCUUCAACCAUGUGAGUAGGUCAUCACUGCUACCAUACCACGACCAAGCCAGCACUCCCCUGUCUUCGAUGGGAGGAAGACCAAACACCCAGUGGCCACCUGAUCCCCCAUUAGAAUAUGUUCCUGCUAAAUGGAGACUCAUGGAUAAAUACUCAGGAUCCCUAUCAAGUUCCCCUUCAGGGCCACCAAUACAUUCUCCCAGCAUGCCCAUAUAUAAAAAAAGGCCCCUAGAUGCUUUUGGGCAACGAGGCAUAGAUAUAAACCCGGCAAGAAUUGCUCUGUCUAACAGUUUGAAACUGAAGCGACAACUGGAUUAUGAAGAACAAGCGUUGCAACAGCUGAGUGGGGGAGAUCCAUCUGUCAUUAACCCAUCUCACCUAAUGUGGAAGAGAAUGAAAUUUCUCAAAGGGGAAAACUGUUCCUUGGUUACAGAAAAGAAGUCUCUCAGCACAAGUGUUCUUACUGAUGAAUUUGUCUGUAACUCAAGAGGUCUAAGCCAACCAAUGAAUCAACUGCAGCAGCAGCAGCAGCAGCAACCCACCUGUGGCAGUCCUGGUGAGAAUUUGAAAGCAGGAGCAUUUCCCCCUCCGUUUUACAGUUCCCAUUAUCAGGACUAUACUGUCCAGCCACCACCUCAUAAAGCGUCAGGUAUGACCAGUCGUCUGCUGGGGCCCUCCUUUGAACCUUACUUGUUGCCAGAGUUGACAAGAUAUGACUGUGAGGUGAACGUCCCUGUCUUGGGCAGCUCUACACUUCUGCAGGGCAGUGAACUGCUCAGAGCACUGGACCAGGCAACCUGAGCGAUCCUGCAAUAUUCCCUGGCCUAUACUGUUCAAAACAGCUUCAGUUUUUGAAUAUAUUUUUGCAAGUAGACAAUUUCUAAUACCAAUACACUUUUACAGGAUUUUACUUAGAUAUUGAACCUGUCCACGUUACCAAUAGUGGCCUUUUGAAGUUACUCACUUUAUUAUUCAUAUUAAAGAAAUACAUCUACUGUAUUUUCUCUAUUGCAAUUAAAGUGUUGUUUAGAGAGUUUGAUUACCCUUCCCCUUAUCUCAUUACUUGUAAUUUAUACUCUGAAAUUUUCUUCAAAUUUCAUGCUAAUAAAAAGCUGUGGUAUAAAUGCCUCAUCAUGUGAUACUUUGGCUGCAGUACAGCAAAGAUUUAUUUUUAUUGCCAAAGAUGAAUGAAACAAAUUUGAUCUCCAACCACAGGUUUUUGUUGAUCUGCCAAAUUGAAAUCCCUUGAGUCUUUCUGUUUUCCAGCAUUUAUCGUAUUGUGACUUUCAUAACUUUUGGAAAAGCAUACUAAGGAAAAAUCCCAGCCUUCCGCCACUCCCCCUUCCCUUCAUUUUUUACACACUUUGUUGAAAGAAAUGUGAAGGGUGAACUGCAAUGUUUGUGGGUAUCUGUGAAAGUUGCACGUUGUAAGCUUUUUUCCUCAGAAGCAGGCCACAUUCUCAGCUGCCUUAACCUGGCUUAGCUCUCCAGCCAAGGGAGUCCUACAGAUUUACCCCAGUGGAGGAUUUAGACCUGUGGUUUCGUUUGUGUUGGGGUUUCUUGUUUUGUUCUUUGUUUUUGUUGUUCCCUUUGUUUUUUACACAAAAUAGAUGAUUUUUUUUUUUUUAACUUCUCUCUGGGUCAGUUGUUAAUCAUCUCUUGGUACUUUUGCUAUAUCUAGGA